Messenger RNA from Arachis duranensis, 2568 nucleotides. Its product is annotated as bifunctional dihydrofolate reductase-thymidylate synthase. The transcript has 13 exons. Gene Ontology annotation, molecular function: dihydrofolate reductase activity; thymidylate synthase activity. The record is from RefSeq and is a predicted model, not a curated record. Bases 678 to 2285 code for a protein of 535 amino acids. Gene Ontology annotation, biological process: dTMP biosynthetic process; one-carbon metabolic process; tetrahydrofolate biosynthetic process. Lineage: Eukaryota; Viridiplantae; Streptophyta; Magnoliopsida; Fabales; Fabaceae. Gene Ontology annotation, cellular component: cytosol; mitochondrion.
AAUACCCUCCUUCAAAACUUCAUAUUCCAACCUUAUCCCUCAUUCACGGCGUCCACCUCUCAUCCCCAACUCAACCAGUCCACCCUACCUCUCAAGUCUCACCCCCACCAUCACACCUCUACCAUCAGUCCAUCACUGCCAUAAUCAUCCUCAACUUGUCCCUCCUUCCCAUCUCUCUCAUCAGAACAAGAGAAAAGAGAAGAACUUAGGCGAAAUAGAGGGAAAAGAGAAGAGAAGAAGGGAAGGAUGGAGGAGGAGACAGCAGUGGCAGAUAGAGGAACCGUCGCCGCCGCCGCCGCCGCCGAACAAGGAAUGGAGGGGUCGAUGCUAUGAAGGGGAGACGGGAAGAAGGAGCAGCGAAAUGUUUUUGAAGGUUCCUGGUGGUGGCGCUGUCUAAACGUGGGGGCUCUGACUCCUCGAUGGUGGUGAUCGAAGCGCAGAACGAGGAGAGUGGGUGAUGGUCGUGAAUUCCGCAAACCUCCGUUGAGCCGCCAGUACCAAAUUCUCUGGUUUGAAAGCAGUUCAUGAAAUUUCUCGCAAGCUUUUUAAGGUCAUAAAAUUCCAAAAUUCCGCGCUUCGGACUGAAACUGAUUCAACUGCACUUCCAAAAGAAUUGGUUGUGCAGUCCUUGUUUUGAUACACCAUCUUUAAGUUUCUAUCGGCUCUUGAGUUCCAUUAUGGCCAGUAAUUCUUUUGUAAUCCCCAAUGGAACCGGCAAUGGCAAUGGCAAUGGCAAUGGAAAACUCAACCCACCGCCAAAUCUGCAGAGGAAUUACCAAGUGUUAGUGGCUGCUACACCAGAUAUGGGGAUAGGUAAAGAUGGGAAAUUACCCUGGAAGUUACCUACUGAUCUCAAAUUUUUUAAAGAGGUUACUGUAACAACAUCUGAUCCAGGGAAGAAGAAUGCUGUUGUAAUGGGUAGAAAAACAUGGGAUAGUAUCCCUCAUAAAUACAGGCCUCUUCCCGGCCGUCUUAAUGUUGUUCUUACUCGCUCAGAUAGCUUUGAUAUUGCAAUAGCAGAGAAUGUUGUUAUAUGUAGAAGUAUGGCUUAUGCUUUGGAAUUGUUAGCUGAACCUCCCUAUAGUUUGUCAAUUGAGAAAGUAUUUGUUAUAGGAGGUGGACAAAUAUUUAGGGAGACUUUAAAUGCACCUGGAUGUGAAGCUAUCCACAUCACUGAAAUUCAGACUAGGAUCGAGUGUGACACAUUUAUGCCUCCAGUUGAUUCCUCUGUAUUUCAGUUGUGGUACUCAUCUUUUCCUAAGGUGGAAAACAACAUCCUCUAUUCUUUCACAACUUAUGUGCGUGUAAGGCGUUUGGUGGAGCGUGCAACUCAGAAUACUGAUCCAGUUCUUGAUAACAAUUCUGAUACUGUAAAGUUUGAUUUCAAGAAUUUUUCUUUUCUUCCUAAAAUGAUUCUUGAAAGACAUGAAGAAUACAAGUAUCUUAGGCUGGUUGAAGAAAUCAUCUCUGAGGGUACAGCCAAAGAUGAUAGAACAAGGACUGGUACCUUGUCAAAAUUUGGUUGCCAGAUGAGGUUCAAUUUGCGCAGAAAUUUCCCUCUUCUUACUACAAAGAAAGUAUUUUGGCGAGGGGUUGUUGAAGAGCUUCUUUGGUUUAUUAGUGGGUCUACAAAUGCCAAGUUGCUGCAGGAAAAAGGGAUCCAUAUAUGGGAUGGCAAUGCAUCGAGAGAAUACCUAGAUAGACUUGGUUUGACAGACAGGGAGGAGGGUGACUUGGGACCUGUUUAUGGGUUUCAGUGGAGGCACUUUGGUGCCAGGUAUACUAAUAUGCAUGCUGACUACUCCGGCCAAGGAUUUGAUCAACUGUUAGAUGUUAUUACCAAGAUAAGGCACAAUCCCAAUGAUCGGCGGAUCAUUCUCUCUGCAUGGAAUCCAGCUGAUCUUAAAUUAGAGGCGCUUCCACCGUGCCACAUGUUUGCACAGUUCUAUGUAGCAAAUGGGGAAUUAUCAUGUCAAAUGUGUCAGCGAUCUGCUGACAUGGGCCUAGGCGUGCCAUUUAAUAUUGCAUCUUAUGCCCUUCUGACCUGCAUAAUUGCUCAUGUUUGUGAAUUAGUUCCAGGUGAUUUUAUCCAUGUCAUUGGAGAUGCACAUGUUUACCAAAAUCAUGUGAAGCCUUUGCAGGAGCAGCUCCAGAACUUACCAAGGCCUUUUCCAACUUUGAAGAUAAAUCCAGAGAAAAAAGAUAUAGAUUCUUUUGUGGCUUCUGAUUUCGAGCUCAGUGACUAUAAUCCUCAUCAGAAGAUUGAGAUGAAGAUGGCCAUCUAAAAUAUUUGGGAGAUCAACAGAGAGGGAAAAAGAAAAUUAAACAAUUUCCAUUGAAGAGUGUUGUGGGAAAACUAGGAAGGGUUUUAGCUUGAUACUGAAGUCUAAAUCUCCUUACUCUGUUUGCUAUUAUUGUUUGCACCAAGUAUGGGAGGUUUUAAGAGGAGCUGCUUCCUCUUGAUGUAUUUCGUUGCUACAGUUGAUAUCCUCUUAUCUUAUGAUUAGAGAAUUCCUGAGUGUCUCUCUAACUUUUUAAUUUACUAAAUAAAGAAUAUUUUAUUUUAAA